AUGCGAUCUGAUAAUCCUAGGAAGAUCUUACCCUUGCCCACGCCAGCCAACUCGACUCCUACUGUUGAGAAAAGUCCGCCGCCAUCGGCUUCACGGCAUGGAAGUCAUGGUAGCGAUGAUAUCCGGCCCCUGGUUCUCUCGACGAGCCACAUGGAUCAGGACACGUCCCUACCUUGGUUUAGUGACGACUCGAUCAAUAGCAUGCCCGGCCUGUGCCUCGACUGGGCUGCCGAGUUCGGCAAUAUCAUGCAGUUUGAUACGGCGGCAUCUCUGGACUCUAUGAGCCAGGGCGAGGCAGUCUCGAUAUCUCCGCUCGGACAUGACGGUGGCUCAAUCGACAUGGCGAUGCAGAUCCCAUCCGCUCCAGUCAAUGCACUGAUGUUUGACUCAGGAACUGCUGGAAACGCUGGAAACGCUGCAGAUACAGAGGCCGGAGCGUAUUCAGCAGGUUAUACGCCUGCACCUCAAUCAGGCCAGGACAUGGACCAACUGGCCAUGUUCAAGCAGAUCAUGCAACCGCCGGCAGCUAUGUUAAUGGGUGGGAUCCGGAGGUGGCGACACCUGCAGGAAUAUCUCCUCGGCCUCGGAUCGAAGAACAGCGCCAUUAUGAAUGCCCUGCUUUGCCUUGAGGCAGUAUUGGCUCAAGAUGACGAGGAUCAGGCUCCGGCUUCUCCGCGUACCAGGGAGCGAAUCGCAGACCGGUACGAAACUGCGAGGAUGUACGUGAUAAAGAAGACAUCCUUGGCCGCGGGGAUCAGCGGCCAAGAGUCUGAUGAACUCCUUGCUCUGGUUUACCUCUUGGCCUGGAUCCGAGUCAUUUAUGACAGAGGGACAGAGCUCAACGAGUACUCGUUUCCUAGCGAGCAUGCAGAAAUCAUCAUCACAAGCAACUGCAAGUGGAACUGGUACUCUCGACAACUCCUUUCGGCUUUCAACUCCCUCGACAGCAAGGCGACGCAUCUGGGCGGGCCACCACUGCUCUCGCCCAAGGCCCUGGCCGUUGUCUCCUGCUAUCCCAUCCAAAUUGUCAGCUGCGAGUAUGGGGAAGGGAAGGACAAGCCCCUCAAGGCCGAGACGGAUUGGAGGAAGGCCUCUUCAGUGUCGGACCUCUCGGAUCACGGCGACAGUGCAACCCUGGUCCCUUCACUCACUACAGCUGACGUCAAGGAAAUCAUCCUCCGGGCCAUAUUACAGCCAGCUUCAGAGUGGUAUUUACAAACACAAUCCUACUUCCGCCACAUAGGAUCGCUCGACAAACACCACCGCUCGAGAUUCACGCCCGAUGACGAACUAGAGGUAGCUGUACUUGGGAAGCAAUAUCAAAGCGAGCUCUUGGAUUUGUGGGCGCAGAGACCGUCGGCCAUAUCCCUCACCGCGGUGGAUAUCUCAAAGACAUUGGCAAAGGAUGUGGCGGUCCGCCUCGAGGAGGUUUUCAGCGUGUAUCUCGCAAGCUAUUGGGUUCUCUUUCUCUAUCUGCACCGGGUCUGCUGGUGGCACCUGGAACCCACUGCGACAGUCCAAAUGGCAGCAGAUAAGACGUGGGACCUCUUGCAGCAAUCAUAUAGCGAGCUUGACCGCUGCAAAACUGUUCACCCGGCUCUCAUGUGGCCGGUCUUCAUCUUUGGCGCAGAGUGCUCCGAUGAACAGAGACGGAAGUGGGCAGUGGAGCAAAUCAAAGGCUUAGCCAGGCCUCGACCUGUACUUGAGCUGGAGGCCGGCAACCCGGAGACGUUACCUGCCUUUCGCUUAAGCCGCGGAGCAACAAAGAAUUCCAAGAGGGCUGCGCUCCUCCUGGAAGCUCUGAUCAAGAGGCAGGAAGCCAUCGGGACGCGUGUCGAUGAGCGAGACUUGGCCAUGGAGAUGUUUGGAUGUCAUUUCUCAAUAGUUUAG
Messenger RNA from Thyridium curvatum, 1890 nucleotides. RefSeq lists its product as uncharacterized. The transcript has a single exon. The coding region runs from base 1 to 1890 and encodes 629 amino acids. The record is from RefSeq and is a predicted model, not a curated record. Lineage: Eukaryota; Fungi; Ascomycota; Sordariomycetes; Thyridiales; Thyridiaceae.